AUGACUGUUACAACCUUUCCUUUUGCUGCCUUUAAAGACAGCAUAGAAAGGCAGGCAUUUUUGGAGUCACCAACAGACAACUUUGGAGUCAGCAUGAGACUGAAGCUGUGGACAUCAACUGGACUUCUGGUUUUGGUGCUCUUAUUGCUGACGUCACGUGCGGCUGGGAGUCCCUACCAGAGAAAAAUUUGCACCGAACCGACAAAAGAUGUGCCUUAUUCUUGUGGUACCCGGCCGUUGUUUCCGGACUCUCGACAAAAAUCUACAAAAAUUUUAGGAGGUCACGACGCUGCAUACGGAUCGAAUCCCUGGCAGGCGAACCUGUAUGCAAAAAUGGAAGAUGAAUCAACAAUUCGUUUCUGUGGAGGGACUAUUUUAAAUGAAUACUGGGUACUUACUGCCGGUCACUGUGAUAUUGAUGGUGCGAUCGAGUUUUUUAUUUAUGUUGGAGAUAACUAUCUUGGAUAUGAUUAUGAGGAGGAAGAACAACGGUUAACAGUGGAAAAGAUUAUCCUGCACGAAAAGUUCUUGCAUAUACCAGAAACAAACACAAGUAAAUUUACGAUCAGAAAUGACAUCGCCUUGAUGAAAAUCAAGCCGGUGAAUGGCCGUGGGAUCCAGUUCGGUAACUACGUCCAGCCGGCCUGUCUGCCUGAUGCUGACACUAAACUGAAACCUGAUCAAAAGUUUACAAUCUCUGGCUGGGGCAUGACAAAACCAGACGUUUCACCGGACACCUUGCAAGAAACACUGGUUACACUCAAAGACACAUACGGCUACUGCACAUUUAAUAAAAAAGACAAAAAUUACAACCCUGACUUGAUGUUAUGUGCGCCAACAUUAAACAACAACACAUGUCGGGGCGACAGUGGCGGGCCUUUAGUUGCCAACGUCAAUGGUGUUUACCAAGUGUUUGGUGUGACGUCGUAUGGAUUCGGGGAAUGUAAAUUUGUGGUGAGUUACUUUACCAAAGUACAGGCUUACUUGGACUGGAUUUAUUUUAACAUCAUGAACAACAGCGAGAAUGACGGUGAGAAAUUCCUGCCAUCCAGUCCAACAUUCCAAAAGAUCAUGUAAAUUUUGGCAGUUUUGAAAAUACAAAGUUUUCCUAUUUCUUUUUAUACGAAUUCUUUAAAAAAUAUGUAUAUUUAAAAACACUCUUUAAUAAAAAUUUAACUGGCGGGUAUUUUGUAUCUAAAAAGACUCUGUGUAAAAACGAAACAAGUUCAAUUAAUAUGUAUGUUACAUUUUUUUCGUAAACCUAAAAUUGGACUCUUAAAUAAUAAAUAAAGCCUAAUAAUAUUGAUUUCA
Messenger RNA from Physella acuta, 1311 nucleotides. Its product is annotated as chymotrypsinogen B. The record is from RefSeq and is a predicted model, not a curated record. NCBI's taxonomy places the organism in Eukaryota, Metazoa, Mollusca, Gastropoda, Physidae. Gene Ontology annotation, biological process: proteolysis. Gene Ontology annotation, molecular function: serine-type endopeptidase activity.